AUGGUCAGUCUCCGCAGCGGAAGUACCACUGAUGACGUUCAGCCCUACAUCAAGCGUAGGUCGACAGCCGGGACGCCCAAGAAAGAUGACAACGACGACGCAUGCUCAGUCAGUUCGGAGAGCAGCAGCGAGUCGACGAUAGUUGUAGAUACGAGUUUCCGAGGCCGCGCUCAACCGCCUCUCGCGACGUUCAAUCGCAAGAAGGACGCAAAGUCAGCGACUCCCGAUGUCGAGAUCGCUUCUCAGAGCGAAGGCUCGACGAUCGUCGUUGACACCGGUAUCUGCAGCCCAUCCCCUCAAGCACCUCCGAUGGCGUCCUUCACCAUCACCGCUAGGCCCAAGCCAUCUGCAGCUGGCACCAAGACCGCUAGGCCCAAGCCAUCCGCGGCUGGAACCAAGACCGCGAAGAACGUAGCAAGCACCGCGCCCUCGGGAUCCCGCAACACCACCGCCAACGAGGCCACCUCUGCCUUCAACGCUCCCACGACGACGGCGGCGGCGGCGGCCCUCCCGACCUCUGCCACGAACGAGAUGGAGAUCGACGACGCCAUGGACGUCGCCGCCGACAACACUACCGCCGCCACGGUCAACCAGGGCGACAACAACACCAACACCCCGGUGGCGCCUGCCAUGGUCUACAACACCAACAACACCCCGGCGGCGCCUCCUCCCAUGGUCUACAACACCAACUACCACCACGCCGGCGCCCUCAACCCCAACCCGUCCAACACCAGGGAGUUCUGGAUCUGGGAGGUUCUCUACGCCGCACACCACCGCCUCCCCGAGGUGCUUGACCUCGACGACCGUCCGGACCCGACGACCACCGACGUUCCCAUGACCUACUUGGACCCCGUCCUCCCUGCAUUCAUCAGCAGCGAGGAUGACGACGAGGAUAGGCUUUCGCCCAUCUACCUCGCUACCACCACCCCCGCCGGCCCAACCACCGCAAGCACCACCACCAACGACCACCAGACUACUCCUCCCACCGGCGGCCCCCCGGACGGCAUUCGCCAGUUCUUCGUCGAUGUGCAGUACGAUCCGCUUUCGACGCACCCCUGGGGUGCGGUGCUCUGCGUCGGCCGCCUGCCGGCGGGAGGACAGCUCAUGGGCGCGACGAUUGACGUCCAGCACCUCGUCGAUGUGAGGCGUCUGGGGUGGCUGCAGGCGAUUGGCGACACCGAUGCGAGCGCGUGUCUUUGGCUGUGGAGGAGGAUUGUUGACUGGACGGAGGAGAACGCGAGGGGUUGA
Lasiodiplodia theobromae is the source of this 1248-nucleotide messenger RNA. RefSeq lists its product as uncharacterized. The transcript has a single exon. The record is from RefSeq and is a predicted model, not a curated record. NCBI's taxonomy places the organism in Eukaryota, Fungi, Ascomycota, Dothideomycetes, Botryosphaeriales, Botryosphaeriaceae. Bases 1 to 1248 code for a protein of 415 amino acids.